This is a messenger RNA of Sphaeroforma arctica JP610, 339 nucleotides long. RefSeq lists its product as hypothetical. The transcript has a single exon. Lineage: Eukaryota; Ichthyosporea; Ichthyophonida. The record is from RefSeq and is a predicted model, not a curated record. The coding region runs from base 1 to 339 and encodes 112 amino acids.
AUGUAUUUGGGUCAACUCAUCACCACCGCAGUUCAAGCGUACAUUGCUGCUGGCCGUCUGGAAGUGUACCUCAGUCGAGCUAGUACCGAACCGACCGUGGCCUACACAUCUCAAAAGACUUCGCAAAAGGCCCAGGACACAACCCAAAAGGCGGUCAACGACAGGAAUGUCAAACAAGACUCUGUGCUGUUUGGAGACCGCAGUGAUGCGAAUUUAAUCGCCACGCCUGCGGCACGUGUGGUACCAACACAAGGGCUCAAUCCGUCAGGUGAGAUUUUAGUGGCGCAACGUAUUGACAUGUACUGUAUAAUAGGUUUCAGUGGGGUUCAAAUAAAUUAA